AUGGAGAAUCGUUCGAGAGCACCAAAGAGACGGACGAUAGAAGUGGCAGUUGUUCCACAUCAAGGUCAGCAUCACAUGAAUGAAGAUGACAAAAGGCGUAAAGUCACAAUUAGUUCAAUCAUCAACUUAGUUCCAAAUCCGAAAGAAUUGUUGGAUGUGCGAGUUUUCAUGCCAAAUAGGACACAUAUAGAUUUUCAAAUGCAAAGAGGACAAAUAUUCGGAAUCCGCAUUCGAAGUUUAGUAGAGCGCAUUCAAAUGGAGGUUAGAAAACAAGAGGACAAGUUCUCAAGGCCGAAACAGAGGUCCAUUUGUUGGGGCUCUCACUUGACAAUUGAAGAUUUCGAGGGCAAUAUAAUCGAUGAUAAAAACUCAACUCAUCUCAUAAAAGAAUCUAGGCGGUCCGUGCUCCUCAUGCUUCAGGACGGCCAUCCCGAUUCCAAACAUGCGUAUCCGGACUUAUGGAACGUGACGCCCGAAGCACACGUACUUGAAGUAUUGCCUCAGGAGUACACAUUAUUCAGUGCUCUCGCCGAUGAAAUCGAUAACAGCCUUCAAGCUGUAUGGGCUCUAGAGAAGGGUAAAAGGCGUCUAAUCAGUGUGACUCUGGAGGAAAAGAAGAUAACCAUCUUUGACACAGGCGAAGGCAUGGACAGUAGCCCCAAACAUUCAAUUGCAAAGUGCUCUUCUAGCCGGUGUUCAGUACAGAAAGGGGUUGGAGGAGAACCACCAUAUCUCAAGCCAUACUUUGGGAUGUACGGAUUCGGAGGGAUUGGAGCAGGCCUUCAUCUUGGAGGGUGGGUGAUUUCAUCCUUUCGCAUGCACACUUCUGUGCCUGAUAUUACAGUUAGAAGUUACAAUUUGAGGAGCAUAACGGUUUCCUCAAAGACUGCACGUUCACGAAUAGUGGCUGUGCUACACUUACGUGGAGAAUCGCUUAAGAAUGAAGUCGAAUCGGGUAGCAUAUGGAAGACUCCUGGAGAGAUUAGAAAACCAACAGAAGAGGAGCUUGGUUUGUCUGCUCAUGGAAGCUUCACCAAGGUAGAGAUCUCAGACCUAAAUUGUACAGCAUCAAAGUGGAAAGUUGCUGAUGUGCAGCGUAAACUGAAAGACUUCUACACCCCAUACAUUCAGAAUGAUGAAAGCACUGGGUCGUCCAGCAUCACAACAAGACCUGUAGAAAUACUGGUUAAUGGAAUGGAUUUAGCAGAAGUUCUUGGUGGCGAGGUCACCACAACAAACAGAUUUACAGGAGUUGGAGAUCCUUACGUGCUGCUUCUCGAGUUUUCCAAGGGGCCAGCACAAAUAAAAAAUUCAGAGAGAGAGAAAUUUGGAUCGGAGAGGGCAAAUGCUCGAAUAACCUGUCAUUACUUCCCUAUCAAUAAGGGAAAGGAGUCCCUUGAGCAAGUACUUGAAGUCCUUAGAGUUGAAGAUCCAGAGAACUUUGCAGAAGAAACCUUUGACGGAUUCUCAAGAGUUGCUAUCCGGCGACUCGGGAGGUUGCUUCCAGAUGCUCGCACGAAACGGAUUCCCUUCAUGGACCGAAGGAAAGGGCCACGAGUCAAUGACUUGAGCAAAGAGGCCUUCAAGAGGGUGAAGGCCUUCAUAGAUCUUGAUGCAGGAUUUGUGCCCACACAAUCCAAAAUGGAUCUGUUAGUAAAUGCAAAACAAACGUUCACUGAGGCUCUCUUGAACCUUGGUGAUCCAGCAUCAACCACCAAGUCCCUGAAAGCAAGAGGUGGUGUAUCCGUUGUGGUGAAGGCAAAGAAAAGCGCUGCAGAAGAUUUUGAGACGAUUCAGCUGGACCAACUGCGAUCUCACUAUGCAGACUGGGUUCAAAGAAUGCAUAGGCAGUUUGACGUUGGGGCCACAUUUGAUGAAAAUUCAUCAAACUUCAUCAUUACCAGUGAUGAGCAUAGGAAAGAGCCGUUGAAUAUCACGAGCGACGGUACCAAUUUUUUUCUGAAUCACUCUUUGUUGUGUUCCUGUCCCAAUUGUAGAGAAACAUCAUACUCAGGACUAUCCCAAUUAGUUAUCAUUCUCACAACCACUUAG
Molecule: messenger RNA, 2052 nt
Organism: Physcomitrium patens
Lineage: Eukaryota; Viridiplantae; Streptophyta; Bryopsida; Funariales; Funariaceae
Source: RefSeq, a predicted model, not a curated record